CCACACAAAAAAAACAAUUCAACAUGUUCAAGUUCAUUGCUGCUGUUGUGCUCGCUCUGGUUGCCUGCGUUGCAGCCAAGCCAGGAAUAGUUGCACCACUCGCCUACUCUGCACCACUGGUGGCUGCUGCGCCCUCUGCUGCGGUCUACAGCACAUCAUAUCAUGGCAACUUUGCCGCACCCUAUGUGGCAUCCCCUUAUGUGGCCUCCCCUUAUGUGGCUUCACCCUAUGUGGCCUCUCCCUAUGCAGCUGCCUACACCGCACCACUGCUGCUGAGGAAGUAGGAAACUGCACAGAAAACCACCGAAAC
Messenger RNA from Drosophila grimshawi, 310 nucleotides. RefSeq lists its product as uncharacterized. The transcript has a single exon. The record is from RefSeq and is a predicted model, not a curated record. Bases 24 to 284 code for a protein of 86 amino acids. NCBI's taxonomy places the organism in Eukaryota, Metazoa, Arthropoda, Insecta, Diptera, Drosophilidae.